Ipomoea triloba (trilobed morning glory) is the source of this 798-nucleotide messenger RNA. RefSeq lists its product as uncharacterized. The record is from RefSeq and is a predicted model, not a curated record. The transcript has a single exon. Lineage: Eukaryota; Viridiplantae; Streptophyta; Magnoliopsida; Solanales; Convolvulaceae. Bases 1 to 798 code for a protein of 265 amino acids.
AUGAAGGACUAUGAACAGAUCUCAGAAAUUUUCAUUCACAGUCAAAUGCUUGGAACAGUAACAAACAUUGAACCAUAUGAAGAAAGUGUCAUUCAUGAAUUUUACAACAAUCUGGGAGCAGGAAUAUCAACCCCAAGUGAUCCAAUGUACGGAAAGAUCUACCUAAGAGGUAAAUUCUAUGACUUUACACCCUCCCUGAUUAAUGACUACAUGGGCACCUCAACCACAGAAAACUCUGCAAGCAUCAAUAGUGAACAAGUUGCCCAAGAACUGACAGCUGGUAAUGUAAGCUUUGAAAAGAACAAAAUCAAAGCAGCCUCACUGACAAGCAAGUAUGCCAUACUCCAAAAGAUUGCUCUAGUCAACUGGAUGCCCUCACUCCAUGAAAACACUAUUAAGUGGAGUCUAGCAGAACUACUAUACAAGAUUGGUAAAAGAAUCAAGAUCAACUUUGGAGAGAUUGUGCACAGCCAGAUCAUGAAUUUAGUAGGAAAUGGAACACCCAAAGCUUCUCUAUUAUUCCCCAACCUGAUUUACACACUGUUGGUCCAACAAGCACUCAAGCAACAGAAACCCAUAAUUCCAGUCAAAACACUCUCAAUAACCAUCAAACUAAGGAAGGGAACACACCAAAAUGACUUGACAACUACCAUUCCAAAGGAAGAUCCAACAGAUAAAACCAUCAUCCUAAAAUACUUCCAGAAAAGACUAAAAGAAAUAGAGAAAGAAGAGAAAAGGAUCACAAAGAGACAUCUAGAACUCAAAGAAGAAAAAACAGAGGUACUACAGUGGCUGUAA